Molecule: messenger RNA, 1074 nt
Organism: Lithohypha guttulata
Lineage: Eukaryota; Fungi; Ascomycota; Eurotiomycetes; Chaetothyriales; Trichomeriaceae
Exons: 1
Coding region: 1-1074 (357 amino acids)
Molecular function (GO): hydrolase activity
Source: RefSeq, a predicted model, not a curated record
AUGCCUCCCGACAAGAUCAGACCAUUCAACGAUCCACGAGUAAGCCUCAAGUCAGCUAUCCUAAACGGCUAUACAUAUGGCUAUCUACACAGCCUUCCACCUCAAGGAGCUCCAAAGCGAGGCACAAUCAUUCUAGUGCAUGGCUUCCCAGAUAUCUCAUUCGGAUGGCGAUAUCAAAUCCCACUCCUGACUAAGCUCGGCCUUGAAGUCAUAGCCCCAGACUGCCUGGGAUAUGGCCGCUCCGACAGCCCUCCAACAAGCAACAUAUCAGCAUACACAUACAAGCGCAUAGCAGACGACAUCGAGGAACUGUGCCGCCAGCUCGGCAUCAGCACAGUCAUGCUCGGUGGUCACGACUGGGGUGGUUCAAUCGUAUACCGCGUCGCACAAUUCAAGCGCCAUCUAGUCAAAGCAUUCUUCAGCAUCUGCACUCCAUAUGAGAUGCCCAGACCUUUCUACACACCACUGAAACAGCUGGUCGCAAAGCAACUCCCAAACUUCACUUAUCAGCUACACUUCGUCUCUGGCGAACUCGAACAAGUCAUACGCUCACCAGCUGAGAUUCGCGCUUUCCUGAACUGCCUGUAUGGCGCACGCACCAUCACCACAGACGGGACUCGUGGCCAGACAGCCUGGGACGCCACAGGCCGCGUCGCACUUGACCUGCUUCCAAAGAUGGGUAAGACCAAGCUCCUUACGGACGAGGAGAUGGACUAUUACGUCAAUGAAUACAGCCGCCACGGCAUCAACGGACCAUUGAACUGGUAUCGAAGCCGUGAAGCAAUGUAUCUCGACGACCUGGAUUUUUUCUUCGACGGACCAAAGACAGACGCGGAGAAAUACAAGAAGAAAGUUAUCGGGGUUGAACAGCCUUGUUUGUUUGUCUCUGCGACAAGAGAUCAGGCGUUGCAGGAGUGGAUGAGUAAGUCUAUGGAGGAUCGGAUUCCGAAAUUGACCAGGAGGACGGUCGAGACUAGUCAUUGGGUAUUGUGGGAGAAGCCGGAGGAUGUGAAUAGGCAUAUUGGGGAGUGGAUGGAGAAGGUGCUGGGUGAGGAAGGGAAGAGUAAGUUGUAG